CUGUGCUUACGUCAUCCUGCAGUAGAGGGGAUGGGAAUGAGAGAGAGCGAAAGAGCGAGGAAGCCGGGCUGGAGAGCAUACGAGAAGCCACUGCAAGUCCCCCACCUCCGCCACCCAGGUUGGGGUCUGCCCAGGUCUGCUCUAUGGACUAGUGUGGGCCGCAGGCUUCUUCUGCCUCUGCCCUGCUGCCCGCUGUCUUCCCUCCCCUCCUUGGAGGUCCCCUGCAUCCCUCCCCCAAGGAGCAGUCAGUAGGCUUGAGGCUCCCAGGGGAGAGCAAUCGCCCGGCCCUGCCCUGCCCUUUACCACACCACACCAUGACCCUCCUGCUGCUGCCCCUCUUGCUGGCCUCCCUUCUUCCCUCCGGCUCCUGUAACAAAGGUGCUUCUGCAGGGUGUGGAAAGGGUAGUGAUACUGGACCAACAAGCACAAGUCCACCACUCUUCGCCUUGGACAAGGACGCCCCCCUGCGCUAUGCAGGUGAGAUCUGUGGCUUCCGGCUCCAUGGGUCUGGGGUGCCCUUCGAGGCUGUGAUCCUGGACAAGGCAACAGGAGAAGGGCUGAUUCGGGCCAAGGAGCCAGUGGACUGCGAGGCCCAGAAGGAGCACACGUUCACCAUCCAGGCCUAUGACUGUGGCGAGGGCCCUGAUGGAGCCAACACCAAGAAGUCCCACAAGGCGACCGUUCAUGUGCGUGUCAAUGAUGUGAAUGAGUUUGCCCCCGUGUUUGUGGAGCGGCUGUACCGAGCUGCAGUGACUGAGGGGAAGCUGUAUGACCGCAUCCUGCGGGUGGAAGCCAUUGAUGGUGACUGCUCCCCCCAGUACAGCCAGAUCUGCUACUACGAGAUCCUCACACCCAACACCCCCUUCCUCAUUGACAAUGAUGGGAACAUUGAGAACACAGAGAAGCUGCAGUACAGCGGGGAGAAGCUCUACAAGUUCACGGUGACAGCUUAUGACUGUGGGAAGAAGCGGGCGGCAGAUGACGCCCAGGUGGAGAUCCAGGUGAAGCCCACCUGCAAACCCAGCUGGCAAGGCUGGAACAAAAGGAUUGAAUAUGCACCGGGUGCCGGCAGCUUGGCUUUGUUCCCUGGCAUCCGCCUGGAGACCUGUGAUGAGCCUCUCUGGAAUAUACAGGCCACCAUCGAGCUGCAGACCAGCCACGUGGCCAAAGGCUGUGACCGAGACAACUACUCCGAGCGGGCAUUGCGGAAACUCUGUGGUGCUGCCACUGGGGAGGUGGAUCUGUUGCCCAUGCCUGGCCCCAAUGCCAACUGGACGGCAGGCCUCUCAGUGCACUACAGCCAGGACAGCAGUCUUAUCUACUGGUUCAACGGCACCCAAGCUGUGCAGGUGCCCCUGGGUGGCACAGCUGGGCUGGGCUCGGGGCCCCAGGACAGCCUCAGUGACCACUUUACCCUGUCCUUCUGGAUGAAGCAUGGUGUAACUCCCAAUAAGGGCAAGAAGGAAGAGGAAACCAUCGUGUGUAACACUGUCCAGAACGAGGACGGCUUCUCUCACUACUCACUGACGGUCCAUGGCUGCAGGAUUUCCUUCCUCUACUGGCCUCUGCUGGAGAGUGCUCGCCCCGUCAAGUUCCUCUGGAAGCUGGAGCAGGUCUGCGAUGACGAGUGGCACCACUAUGCAUUGAACCUUGAGUUCCCCACAGUCACACUCUAUGCUGAUGGCAUCUCCUUUGACCCUGCUCUCAUCCAUGACAAUGGUCUCAUCCACCCACCCCGAAAGGAACCUGCUCUCAUGAUCGGGGCCUGCUGGACUGAGGAGAAGAACAAGGAGAAAGAAAAAGGAGAUAACAGUACGGAUGCCUCACAAGGAGACCCCUUGCUGAUCCACCACUACUUUCAUGGCUACCUGGCUGGUUUCAGCGUGCGCUCAGGCCGCCUGGAGAGCCGCGAGGUCAUCGAGUGCCUCUAUGCAUGUCGGGAGGGGCUGGACUAUAGGGAUUUCGAGAGCCUGGGCAAAGGCAUGAAGGUCCACGUGAACCCCUCGCAGUCUCUGCUCACCCUGGAGGGGGAUGAUGUGGAGACCUUCAACCAUGCCCUGCAGCAUGUGGCUUACAUGAACACUCUGCGCUUUGCCACGCCUGGCGUCAGGCCCCUGCGUCUCACCACUGCCGUCAAGUGCUUCAGUGAAGAGUCUUGCGUCUCCAUCCCUGAAGUGGAGGGCUACGUGGUUGUCCUCCAGCCUGAUGCCCCCCAGAUCCUGCUAAGUGGCACUGCUCACUUUGCCCGCCCAGCUGUGGACUUCGAGGGAUCCGAAGGGGUCGCUUUGUUCCCAGACCUUCAGAUCACUUGCUCCAUCUCUCACCAGGUGGAGGCCAAAAAGGAUGAGAGUUGGCAGGGAACAGUGACAGACACACGCAUGUCGGAUGAGAUUGUGCACAACCUGGACGGCUGUGAGAUUUCUCUGGUGGGGGAUGACCUAGACCCGGAGCGGGAAAGCCUGCUCCUGGACAUGGCCUCCUUGCAGCAGCGCGGGCUGGAGCUCACCAACACGUCUGCCUACAUCACCAUUGCUGGGGUGGAGAGCAUCACCGUGUAUGAAGAGACCCUGAGGCAGGUGCAUUACAGGCUGCGGCACGGAGCUGCCCUCUAUGCCAGGAAAUUCCGGCUUUCCUGCUCAGAAAUGAAUGGUCGUUACUCCAGCAAUGAAUUCAUCGUGGAGGUCAACGUCCUGCACAGCAUGAACCGGGUUGCCCACCCGAGUCACGUGCUCAGCUCCCAGCAGUUUCUGCACCGUGGUCACCAGCCACCUCCUGAGAUGGCUGGACACAGCUUGGCCAGCUCCCACCGAAACUCCAUGGUCCCCAGUGCAGCGACUCUCAUCAUUGUGGUGUGUGUGGGCUUCCUGGUGCUCAUGGUCAUCCUGGGCCUGGUGAGAAUCCACUCCCUUCACCGCCGUGUCUCGGGGGCCGGUGGGCCCCCAGGGGCCUCCAGUGACCCCAAGGACCCUGACCUCUUCUGGGAUGACUCUGCUCUCACCAUUAUCGUGAACCCUAUGGAGUCCUACCAGAAUCGGCAAGCCUGUGUGGCAGGGGCUGCCGGUGGCCAGCAGGAGGACGAGGACAGCAGUGACUCAGAGGCAGCUGACUCGCCCAGCGGCGACGAGAGACGCAUCAUUGAGACCCCCCCACACCGCUACUAAGGCCUACACUCCUCCCCGAAGAGAGAGAGAGAGAGAGAGAGAGAGAGAGAAUCCUGCCCUGGUGAGACAGAGAUACUCUCA
Messenger RNA from Myotis davidii, 3242 nucleotides. RefSeq names its product calsyntenin 3 (gene CLSTN3). Gene Ontology annotation, molecular function: X11-like protein binding; calcium ion binding; kinesin binding. The transcript has 19 exons. NCBI's taxonomy places the organism in Eukaryota, Metazoa, Chordata, Mammalia, Chiroptera, Vespertilionidae. The coding region runs from base 315 to 3161 and encodes 948 amino acids. The record is from RefSeq and is a predicted model, not a curated record. Gene Ontology annotation, biological process: positive regulation of synapse assembly; homophilic cell-cell adhesion; positive regulation of synaptic transmission. Gene Ontology annotation, cellular component: postsynaptic membrane; cell surface.